Molecule: messenger RNA, 2845 nt
Organism: Toxorhynchites rutilus septentrionalis
Lineage: Eukaryota; Metazoa; Arthropoda; Insecta; Diptera; Culicidae
Product: inactive ubiquitin carboxyl-terminal hydrolase MINDY-4B
Exons: 5
Coding region: 673-1824 (383 amino acids)
Biological process (GO): protein K48-linked deubiquitination
Molecular function (GO): cysteine-type deubiquitinase activity; K48-linked deubiquitinase activity
Source: RefSeq, a predicted model, not a curated record
CACCGUUUUCCUUUUGCAUAGUCGUGUAACAUCCAUAAAAUGUUCCCUUCACGCCCGAUUUCACACUAUUCAGUCGAAAUAGCUCGAACCACUCAGAAGUCCUUAUAGAGCCAUCGCCGGUGUCGAAGGGUGUGAAUUGUACCUAAGUAGGAACUCCUUCCACUUCUGAAAUUGUUUAGCCGUAUUGCUUCCAAUUUUGCGGUUUUCACGAAACGGGCGAGCCGUAGAUAGACAAUCAUGUGCAGUUUCGCGUGCUAGACAGAUCGUGUUGGUGAUUAUUUGUUCGCAGCAAAACUUAUUCGUUCCAGUUACAAAAAUGAAGCUUACAUAUCUAGUGUGACUGAAUAAGAGUUGAUUGAUUAAGUAAUACAUCAGUUUCACCAGUCUGUUAUCAUCGAUCAUAGUGCCGUGGUUGUUUGCACACCUUCACUGGUUGUUUAUUUUAUAAAUUGAGUUUGGUUUGUGUUAAACAUAGAUUAUAUAAUAAGUGUAUGGUAAAAUGUACCACAUGAGUGAAAUAAGUAUCCCUGCAUUGGUGUCCAAAAUUGUUAAUCACGUUUAGAGAAGUAUUGUUGGUUUGGUGCACCAAAAGGCUGGAGGGCGGAGUUAAAAAAAAACUUUGUGUAACAGUAAGCAGAGCAAUCCGGAACGUGCAACCGUAGACCUAUAACAAUGUCGAAAUUAAAACUCGUCGGUGGAAGGCCAAUCACCAUGGAUGAGGCCGUUGAGAUACGUCAAACAGUAUUCGGUUCCGCGGCAAGUCCGCCCAGAGGAGAAUGGACACGCACCGGAAUCAAUUUUGGACCCGCCAAUGGAGAGUAUCCGUAUGGGCUGAGAACCCCGCGAAAUGCCACCCGUGGAAUGCAAUCGGUGCUGCAGGCUUUCAUCAUAAAACAUUUUAUAUUCGAUAACAAGCCUAGAGAUAAGUCUGUUCCACUAGAGGAUCUGCUGAAGCCGACGGAGGCAGAACAGGCACAGGCUCUGUAUCUAGCAAUUUCGGACAUUCUAUGGAACAUUGGUGAGAAGACCAAGUCACUGAUUGUUCUUCCCGGGGAGACCUCGCACAUACCACACAGUCACGUGUACUUCCAGGACAACGUGACUGAGAAGCUGUUCUUCUUUGAAUUCACCCGACUUGACGAGAUGCAGAUUUUUAUGAAACGCUAUUUGCCAUAUUUCACGGAAAACCCGGGUCCAGGAGCUCUGCUGCUGUUGUAUAGCGCCGUUAUGACGCGAGGUUUGGAGAAUCUACGUACCGAUUUAGAUGCACCGAAAGGGGCGCAGCUGAUGGGUCCGUACGAGGAAGGUUCAUUGAAUAUAGUAACUUUACUGUUAACUGGUCGUGCUACACCCUAUCUGCAUAACGGUGUGGUCUAUGUCGGAGAUGAGGACCACUAUGCGCUGCCCCAGUUUGGAAUUCUCGGUCGCGGCUCCAUCGGCCUUCUGAUAUGGGAAGGUGAAAAUGAAGCAAUGCGGUCGGCUUCCCGGCAGCCUGGGUCACGCCUCAAAACGCCAGCUACGCCCGUUUGGGUCAGCUGCUGUUGUGGUCACUAUGGGGUGUUGUUCAACUCGAACCGGGAGCUACUGCGAAACUACCACGCUGAAAAGCGAUUCGAACUCCAUUAUUACACUUGUGCCGGAUGUUACCUGUCGAUGACCGUCGAUAACCGCCAACAAGAUGAGGGCGUAGACGACGGCGAGCAGGACGGCGAACGGAAGCGAGACGACAUGAUAUCGACACCACUGGAACGAUUGAUUCACACCAAAUGGAUGGAAGCGAAUCUCACCUACCACGGGCCACUACCUGCAUCGUUGAACUUUUAAACAUUCCAACCAUACAUUUGAUUGUCGUUAGUUCAACCUAACAUUUUGACACAUUUUCAUAAUUCCGUACGAGAAGUAAUGUUAUUAGAAUGGGUGCUGAAUGAACAUAUCGAAAGAAUAUUUUUUAGCGCCCUGCUACAAUGUGAAAUUGGAACUUAAACAAUGUAUCUCUCGUGUUGCUUCACAAUAUAAAAUAUGAAAUGUUCAAAUACACGUUGCAAAUGUUUUCAAUUGAAUUCAUAUAGUACCGUAGUGUUAUCGUUCAUUUCAAUAUUUAGGCUUUACGAGCAAUCAUGAUUCUAAUUGACACCUACCGUAUCCCGUCCCCGAUCCCCUACGAACAUUUAACGCCAACUAUUAGCAUACAGACGAGAAGUUAUCAGGACGUCUUAACACCCAGUUUUUUCGACAACGUUCUAUAUGUUCAUUCUACGGAAGACCAGAAGUGUCACAAAAAUCACCGAUCGACCAACAGCACCUGCCGAUCACCGUAUCGAAUGCGGCUACCGCAUUAUCUAUUGAAUGACUGAUUAAAGAGAUAGUGUUUCGCGGGCAUGAACAUAUUCGAGGAUUUUUUUCAAACGCUGAAUGCUCUGAAUGAGAAAUAGAGAAUUAGUGUGAGUCAGGAACUAGUGCUCUACGGAAAACUCUGUAUCCAGAAGACUCUUGAGACUGGACGAAUGUGGUGAUCAUAAUAAGUGGCCUGAUAGCUGGUGGAUAGCCCCGAGGAAAUGAAGUUAGCAUGAUAUCCAGUGGAAAGAGAGCAAAUAUGGAACAUGCGAACGAGGCGGUUGGAUCAGGUGGAGCUGGACCUAGCGAGGAUUGGGGAAAGCGCGAGGAUAGAUAGACCUAGCCCCAUAUGAAAUAUAUUAAAACUGUAGAUGAAUGAAUUUAAUGCUUUGGAAACACAAAGCAAAAAUGAUGACAAGUAUAUGAAAUAUAGAAAAAUAUUCUUCGAAAUUUUCCAGUCUUGGCAUAUCUAUACCAUCGUUUUAUAGUUACAUACUUCAAGAGAUUUGAG